AUGGAGUUUUCUUGUUUGAAUUCCAGGUGUUUCUCAUCAAGUAUCCUCCUUGGGAGUCUUCUGUUUGUCAUGAUCUCAGGUUUUGAAUCAGCAACUUUUAGUAAUGAGACAGAUGGUCAAGCUUUGCUCGACUUCAAGAAUCGGAUAACUCAGGAUCCGCUUCAAAUUAUGAGCUCAUGGAAUGAUUCUCUUCAUUUCUGCAAGUGGGUAGGUGUUACAUGCAGUCCCUCCGGUGAGAGAGUCAUGAUUCUGAACUUGGAGUCACAAAGGUUGGUUGGCUCCAUACCACCCUCCAUAGGCAACCUGACAUUUCUAACUGGCAUCAACCUUCGAAACAAUAGCUUCAAUGGUGCAAUUCCGCAAGAAAUGGGACGCUUAAUACACCUACAACACCUCAAUUUCACAUACAAUUCCUUUGUUGGACGUAUUCCGACUAAUAUCACUCAUUGCACAGAACUUACAGUGCUUGAUUUAGUAUAUAAUGAGCUUGUUGGGCUGAUUCCAGACCAGCUCAGCUCACUGUCAAAAUUGUUAUUAUUGGCUCUUGGCGGCAACCAUCUUACAGGCGGCAUCCCAGCUUGGGUAGGGAACUUUUCCUCUCUUCUGCGUAUUUCACUAGCCCUGAACAAUCUUGAAGGAAAUAUUCCUCAUGAAUUGGGAAACCUUUCGAGCCUUAAAUUUUUUCAAGUUUAUGGAAAUGAGCUAUCUGGUACGAUUCCUCCUUCAAUUUACAAUAUUUCAUCAAUUUACUACUUUUCUGUUGCUCAGAACCAGUUACACGGCCAACUCCCAUCAAAUGUUGGCUUCACUCUUUCCAAUCUUGAGGUAUUUGCCGGGGGUGUAAACAAUUUCACUGGCCCAAUUCCAGUUUCAUUAUCAAAUGCUUCCAGCCUUCAAGUGCUCGAUUUCGCUGAAAACAGUCUUACUGGGACUGUGCCAACGAAUCUUGGAAGGUUACAAGUUAUAUACAGAAUUAACUUUGAUGAUAAUAUUCUAGGAAAGGGGGAUAUUGGCGACCUGCUGACUUUCUUGGGAAAUUGCACUAGACUGGAGGUGUUGGGCUUGGCUAGAAAUCAAUUUGGAGGCGAGCUGCCCAACUCCAUAGCUAACCUUUCAACCAGCCUCAAAAGACUCACUCUUGGGUCCAAUCAAUUACAUGGAAACAUUCCCAACGAAAUUGGGAACCUUUUCAACUUGACACUUCUAGGCCUGGAAGGGAACUUUCUAACUGGCAAAGUCCCUGAUGCUGUGGGAAAACUUCAACCGUUAGGGGUCCUGGGUUUGAAUGUUAACAAUUUGUCUGGGCCAAUUCCAUCCUCUCUUGGUAACUUAACAUCAUUAAUCAAGCUCUGGAUGGAGGAGAAUGGACUAGAAGGAACCAUUCCUCCGAGCCUUGGAAAAUGCCUAAACCUGGAGCAGUUGAACAUUAGUAGUAACAAACUGAGUGGCACAAUACCGAAAGAGGUCUUUGGUAUCUCUUCCCUUUCCAUUUCUUUGACAAUGUCUCAUAACUUUUUGACUGGUUCCCUGCCUAUGGAAGUUGGCAAGUUGAGAAACCUCAUGGAGCUAGAUGUUUCAGAUAACAGAUUAUCAGGUGAAAUUCCCAGCACCCUCAGCACCUGUCUUAGUUUGGAGCGCCUGCUUGUGAAGAAUAAUUUGCUUCAAGGAACCAUUCCUGAAUCUUUGAAAACAUUGAGAGGGCUACAAGUGAUUGAUUUUUCACAUAAUAACUUUUCUGGACAGAUUCCAGAAUUUUUGGGAAAGCUUUCUUCUCUCAAGAAACUCGAUCUUUCAUUCAAUAAUUUCAAUGGCGAAGUGUCAAGGGAAGGCAUCUUUGCAAAUGCUAGUGCAAUUUCCAUCCUGGAAAAUGAUGAAUUAUGUGGAGGUGUCCCGGAACUACAUUUGCCUGCAUGCUCUCAAGAUAACUCCCACUCAUCAGCAAAACUCCUUUCCCUGCAAGUAGUAAUCCCAGUAACUGUAUUGAUACUUAUAGUAAUAUUGUUGUGUUCUUUUGCUGCUUGGCGUAUGAUAAAGAAGCCGAAAACAGAACUUUUAACAGCAUCCUCCACCACGGAUUGGCAAUCAGGUAUUUCGUAUCCAGAAAUUAUUAAAUCAACAAAUGGAUUUUCAAUCGACAAUUUGAUCGGUUCUGGCAGUUUUGGCUCUGUCUACAAAGGAGUUUUAUCUGGUGAUGGUUCAGUGGUGGCAAUAAAAGUAUUAAACCUUGAACAACAAGGAGCUUCCAAGAGUUUCAUACAUGAAUGCAAAGCUCUGAAAAGUAUAAGGCACCGUAACCUCCUCAAGAUCAUCACUGCCUGUUCAAGCGUCGAUUAUCAAGGUAAUGACUUCAAAUGUCUAAUUUUCGAGUUCAUGUCCAAUGGAAGCCUAGACUUUUGGCUGCAUCCAAACGAUGGUGAGCAGCGUAAUACCAAGAAUUUGAGCAUCAUUCAGAGACUAAACAUAGCUAUUGAUGUUGCCUCUGCAUUGGAUUAUCUCCAUCACCAUUGUGAAACACCAAUUGUUCAUUGUGAUCUAAAGCCAAGUAAUGUACUCCUUGAUGAGGAUAUGACGGCUCAUGUUGGUGACUUUGGAUUGGCAAGAUUCCUACUGGAAACACCAAACAAUCCCUCCAAAAAUCAGACCAUGUCAAUUGGGCUAAAGGGUUCUGUCGGGUACAUACCUCCAGAGUACGGUAUGGGUGGCCAAGUCUCCACACUGGGUGAUGUUUACAGCUAUGGUAUGCUCUUGCUAGAGAUAUUCACCGGUAAAAGACCAACAGAUGACAUCUUCACAGAUGGUCUAAACCUUCCCCAGUUUGUGGCAAUGGCUUUGCCAGAAAAUGUCAUGAAGGUAGCAGACCCGUCAUUGCUCUUGGCUGAAGAAGAAGAUAACUUAGACAAGAAUGAAGGCCAGGAAGAAAAAAAGGCAAUAAUCAAGGAUGACGAUCCCCAAUGCAGUUCUACUAAAAAUCAAAUGGUGGAAUGCUUGGUAUCGGUGAUGAAAAUUGGACUUUCAUGCUCUACUCCAUCACCAAGGGAGCGACUACAGAUGACCGUC
Molecule: messenger RNA, 3057 nt
Organism: Ilex paraguariensis (yerba mate)
Lineage: Eukaryota; Viridiplantae; Streptophyta; Magnoliopsida; Aquifoliales; Aquifoliaceae
Source: the annotation of a GenBank genome assembly